CCACACAAGUAGAUUCUUAAAAAACUUGCCUAAGGCUCUCCAUCAACUCUCCAAAACAUGGACCGUCUGCCCGGUAUGAACAGCAGCCUUAAGUUUUCACCCCUAACGGAGAAUCAGCUAAGGAACCUUUUCAAGAGAUACGACGCCAAUGGUGACAAUCUGCUCAGCAAGGAAGAGCUAAAGAAAGCCUUUGAGUACCUGGGCUCAAUUAUCCCUUCCAUUCACGCAGACCGUGGCCUCCACCAUGCCGAUGCCAAUAAUGACGGAUACGUCAACGAAGGGGAGAUGGAUGAACUCGUCAAAUACGCUAUGCGAGUUGGAUUUACCGUCAAAGACGCUGAUCCCUUCAGAUCCAGCAGCGUUAUGCCCCGAAGGGACGGCCAUGACAAAUAUUAUGGAGACACUUUCACCGAAGCUGAUGCCAAUAAUGCCAAUGGAGACGGACUCACCACAUCAUUUGGAUUCCUAACGAAAGAGCAGCUGAUGGAGAAAUUCAAACAAUGCGACGUCAAUAAUGUCAGACAGCUGAGCAGGGCAGAGCUAAAGAAACGCUUUCAAUACUUCAACAAAGGGGAAUUGAACAAACUCGUGGAACAUGCCCCGAAACUCGGAUUUACAGUUGAGCCGUAGUAAUCCUUAAUUACGUGCUUAACAAUAACUUGGUGUCUUAGUAAUGUGUGCGCUUUGUGCUUGCAAGCUACAGACUCUUCUGCUAUUAUGUGGGAUCCAGAAGAAACCAUACUCUUCUAUGGUCAUGCUUGUAUUUCCUUGUCAGCUAUGUAUUAUCCAAGUUGUAACAUC
This is a messenger RNA of Quercus robur (English oak), 801 nucleotides long. RefSeq names its product calmodulin-like protein 6. Gene Ontology annotation, molecular function: calcium ion binding. The record is from RefSeq and is a predicted model, not a curated record. The transcript has 3 exons. Bases 58 to 630 code for a protein of 190 amino acids. Lineage: Eukaryota; Viridiplantae; Streptophyta; Magnoliopsida; Fagales; Fagaceae.